GUCUGUUUGUCCUCCCGCGGCACAUCAACCAAUGCACACACAAAGAGUCGGUCACCACUAGGAGAUCAGAUACACGCACUUACACGCACCACACCAUGCCGCGAAUGAACCUGGAUGAUUAUCGGUUUCCCUUCGAAGCAACGCGUACUUUGCCGGCGAUGGGUGUCAGGCCGGUUCCCCGCACACAAUUCAAACACACGUGCCUCACCCCCACAUAGUUAGCUUGUUGGCCAGACCGUCAGUCGGUGCACAAUUAAGAUCAAUAUCAGCCCUUGCGCCCAUCGACUACAUCAUCCACAUCGGUCAACCAACAAGUCAGUCUCUCGGUCAACAGAAGUCAGCCCAUUAUUCAUUCAUUCACAUGCGUGUCAUGUAUGUCUGUCAUCCGUUGUCUGAGAGCCUCUCCAUCCGUCCACUGCAGACCUCUCUCUAUCUCUCUCACAAUCAAUCAUGCAAUCAGCGUGUUGUUGGUCUUGCACUGUGCCGCACACUCGUCUCUGAUUUGUGUGUCGUACUGGUCCUUGUCGUUGGCCGUCGUGCAGCAGUGGCCGCACACGGCCCUCCGGCACGCGGCCUCACUGCUGCGCUGCGACGCCUGGGAACACAUGGCGAACACCUCACCGCGACCACCCACACACGAACUGCACAGAGGGAGAGGGACACACACAUGAGUGGAUGUGUGUGUGUUUGGGUGGGGGCUUGCCAGCGCACCUGAGGAUGCUUUCGAGUGCGGUUUGUGUCUCGUGAGCGUGCUGGUCGUUCUCGUGGCACGCACGGGUGCACUCCACAAGUCCUCCACUCUCAUCACCCCCCACACUGAUACAUACCCCAAACACACACACACACCCGCACAGCCAUGCAAUGCCUUCCCCCGUCAUUGUGUGUGGUGUACUUACUGGUGCUGGCAGCACUUGAAGCAGAAUUGUCCCACAUGAGCGCACUCGCUCAGUGCUGCACUCGGUUGCAGGUCGCGGCACACACGCUGCCGGUCGAGGGCGUGGCUGGCAGACAAACACACAGAGGCCGGGAGGGCGGCGAAGGACAUCGCACUCUCCAUUGCUGUGUGCGGCGGGA
This is a messenger RNA of Vitrella brassicaformis, 1074 nucleotides long. Lineage: Eukaryota; Vitrellaceae. The record is from the annotation of a GenBank genome assembly.